This is a messenger RNA of Dipodomys ordii (Ord's kangaroo rat), 1068 nucleotides long. It is a transcript of the gene Dbx2, whose product is annotated as developing brain homeobox 2. The record is from RefSeq and is a predicted model, not a curated record. Gene Ontology annotation, molecular function: DNA binding; DNA-binding transcription factor activity, RNA polymerase II-specific. NCBI's taxonomy places the organism in Eukaryota, Metazoa, Chordata, Mammalia, Rodentia, Heteromyidae. The transcript is spliced from 5 exons. Gene Ontology annotation, biological process: regulation of transcription by RNA polymerase II.
ACGAUGCUGCCCAGCGCCGUGGCGACCCACCCCGGCUCCUACUGGGAUGUGGUGGCUUCCUCGGCGCUUCUCAACCUCCCGGCGGCGCCCGGCUUUGGCAACCUGGGCAAGAGUUUCUUGAUCGAGAACUUGCUCCGAGGCGGCAGCGCCCCGACGACCGGGACGGCGCACGGCGUGCAGCCGCCGCCCCCACCCCAGGGUCUGGCGGCCACCCUAGCCCCCGCCCCGGGCGCACAGCUCCGGCCCUUGCCUGCCAGCCCGGUCCCCCUGAAGCUCUGCCCUCCGGCCGCCGCCGAGCAGCUCAGCCCCGCCGCGGGGACGUCCUACGGCACGCGAUGGGCGUUUCAGGUGCUCAACCCUUCGGUGACCGACGGCCCUAGGCUGCCGGGCCGGGCCUUCCCGUCUGCAGCCCCAGGUGAGCGCGAUUAAAAGUAUGAGCCACCAGCACCUGCACCUUCCAAACCUUUUCUUCUGAGCAUCCCUCCAUUCUACUCGGCGUGCUGUGGGGGGUCCUGCCGGAGUCCUGCAUCCCCCACCGCUUUUCCAAGAGAGGAGACGGUGCUACCUCUGCUGACCCAGGACUCCAGUUCCAAAGCUCGGAGGGGCAUUUUGAGAAGAGCUGUGUUUUCAGAGGAUCAGAGAAAGGCUCUGGAGAAAAUGUUUCAGAAACAGAAAUAUAUUAGCAAAACAGACUGAAAGAAGCUUGCUGUCAAUCUGGGACUAAAGGAGUCACAGGUGAAAAUUUGGUUUCAGAACAGAAGGAUGAAAUGGCGGAAUUCCAAAGAGAAGGAAGUACUUUCCAGCCGCUGCCUCCAGGCCCCGAGCCUUCCAGAAGCCCCCCUCUCACACGCGUCCCUGGGGUUUUCAUCCCAGUGUCCUUCAGUAUGGGAGGUUUCCCAACAACCCUCAAGUCCUGGAUGGAGGGAGGAAUCUCCAGAAUCCUCAGAAACACUCCUGCAGGGGAGUUGGCACGCCUCACCCCCCGAAGCAGAUUGCCUGCCAGGUGCCUUGUACUUGUGCUCUGGGAGAGAUACUGUGGACAAGGAAGACAUUUCUGAAGCUGUCUGA